Paramecium pentaurelia is the source of this 2271-nucleotide messenger RNA. NCBI's taxonomy places the organism in Eukaryota, Ciliophora, Oligohymenophorea, Peniculida, Parameciidae. The record is from the annotation of a GenBank genome assembly.
AUGUUAAAAGAAGAAGUAAUUAAAAAAGAAUGCAUAAAAAAUGACCAUAAAGGCUUCUAAAUUGUUGCUGUUGAUCUUUCAGAUGAAUUAAUUAAAGAAAGUGAUCAAAAAAAAUAUUAUUGUGUGAAAUGUCUUCUAGAAAAGAUUGGAAAUAAAAAGAUUAUUCUUUUUGAAGAAGCAAUAAAAAAGAGUGAAAUUGUUAACUAAGAGUUAAAAAAAUGUACAGCUGAUAAACAAAAAGAAACAAGGGAAAGUAUUUAAAAACUAUCAGAUGUAAUCAAAUCAAUAGAAGGAAGUUUUAAAAAAUAGUUUGAUGAUUUAAAGAAACAGUUAGAAAUACAAAUAGAUAAUGAAUAGAAAAAAUUAGAUAAAAUUCCAGAACCCACUACUCCAAAUGAUGAUAUUAAACUUUUGUCAAGUUGUUAUCAAGAAGAUGGUAAAUUAGCAAGUCCUCCUCCAAAUAUAGAUUAUAAAGAAAUUACAGAAUCUUUAAUUUAAAUUAGAAAAUUACUUAAAUAAUUAGAAAAUUUUGAAUAAUUACAGGAUGUAGACAAAGAAAUAUAGAAAAUAGAAUAGACAUGUUCAAUUAAUUUAGAGAUUAAUGAAAAAUACAAAGUAAAUAAAUAUAUUUAAUAUUUAGAAAACUCCUGCUUUAAAUGUAACAUGUGAUACUCAUAAAAUGGAAAUAAUUAUGUUUAACUUAAAUCAAGAUUAAUUUGAGUAAACAAAUCCAUUUUUAUGUGUUGAAUGUGCAUAAGAUCUUUUAACAAGAGGUAAUAAGGCUGUUUCUAAUACAAUAUCAUUAAUGAAGGCAGAAGAAAAAUGGAAUGAGUACAUUAAAGAGUAAAUGGAAAAAAGAUCAUAAAGAUAAUCAAGACUUAAUUAAGCUAUUGCAUUUAUUAAAAAAUUAUAGGAGAAAUAAAAUUCAGAAUUGAAUAAAAUGAUAUAAUCUCUUAAUGAAUAAUUAAAAAAAUAACCUAAAGAAUAUGAAGAACUUAUGAAAUUAAGAAAUACUCAUCUAAAAAAUUAAGAUAAAUAGAAUCUUCUUGAAAUUGUUAAAAUUCUUGGUUAAUAAAAAAAUAUUGAAUUUAUUUCAAAUUAAGAAGACUUAGAGUUAUAUUAAAGUCAAAAGAGAAUAUUAGAAGAACUAAUUAAAGAAAAUUUAGUAAUAGAAAAUUAAUUAUAAUGGCUUUAGAAUUAUGAUAAAUGUAUAUUAUUUAAUUAAAAUUAGUACCCAAAAGAUCAAAUGAUUCUGAAAAUGAAAAAGAAGUAGUAGAAUUUCUUAAAAAAUCAACUAUUCAAGAUUUAUAUUUAUCCUUCUUUGAAAUGUCUUUUAAUUCUUUAAGUUAAUUUAAAAAAGAAGAAAAUGAUUUAUAAUUAUAAGGAAAACUUUUAAAAAUACAAUCAUCAGAUUAGGAAAAUCAAAAUGAAGCACUUUAAAAUUAACGAAAAUGGUAUUAAUAAUUCUAGUAGAGCUAAGCUAAAUUAGAAAAAUUUAAAAAGGUUGAUGAAUUAUAAAGAUCAAAAGAAGAAUAUGAUGAAUUAUUAAUGUAAAAUACAGAAAAUGAAAAGAAAAUAAAAUAUUUAGAAACUUUGAAUAACAAUUUGAAAACAUAAGUUUAGAAAGCAGACAUAAAAAUUGAAAGCAUGAAUUAAAUGAUAUCGAAGAAUAAGAUUCAGAAUUAAGAAGUGAUAGAAGAGAUACAAAAAGUAUAUUCAAUUUAACAAUUAUAAUGGAAGACAGGAGAUACAAGAUUACUUUAAUAUGAUUAUGCCUAAAAGAUAUACAGAAAAAUAGAAGAAAGAACUAAAAAAUAAAUAAAAAAUAAAUAUUUGUUAUGUUCUUUAACUGGAUGGUAGUUAAACUUCUCUAAAUUAUGGUGUUCUAUAGAUAAAAUGUCAUCUUUGUUAAUGAUUUUUAAAUCAAAAAGCCAAUUUAUUUUUGGUGGAUUUUCACCUUGUUAAUGGCUACUAAAAAGUGGUGGAAACAAUCAAAAUGAUUAAGAAUUAUAAUCAUUUUUAUUUUCUUAGACUUAAGAUGAAAUUUAUCCUCUAGAAUCAAAAUCAACAGCUAUUUCUGGUAGCGAAUCAUAAAUAAGUUUUGGAAGCUAAGACAUUAUAAUAAACAAUAAUUUUCAAGAAGGAUCAUCAAAUUUAGGAUAUUCAUAUUCAACUAUUCAAUAUAAGAUACCUAAUAAAUAAAAUCAUUUAUUCGGAUCACCUAAACCAAAUAUCAUGGUAUGUGAGGUUAUCAUGUUAACAUUUGUUUGA